AUGUCUAAAAUUUCAAUGUGCCUUGUCCAAUGUGAUCUAGAAGCUCGGACUGAUUGGCAACUUGGAUGCUUCACUGCAAAUGAUGGAGUAAAGCAGUUUUAGUAUCUGAUUCUUAGGUCCUGGAAAUUAUGCAUGUUUUGAUCUUGUCAUCAAGAGCUGGGAUGUUAGAAGUGGCCAGAGAAGAAAUACGUUCUGGAGGAGAGAUGCAAUAGACAAUUUUAAAGACUCCUUAGCAAGAGUAAUACAAUUUACAACUGAAAUCCUUUGUGGGAAGAAGUAGAACAUCAAAAAUUAAUAGGAGGAUGUCAAUGACACGUGUGCCAGAUGGAGCCACAAAUCUUCUGCCUAGUAAGCACGACUGGUAUGGGUAAUGGUGUGAAGGAAGGUCAAGUGGGUUUAAAACAGAAUGGCGUGGAGCCAAUUGUACCGACCCAUGUUCUAUCUGAGGGGAGCCCGGAGAAAAGGAAAGUGAUCAACUCCCUGAUGUCUGGUGCAUUGGCUGGCGCUGUUGCAAAAACAGCAGUAGCCCCGCUAGAUAGGACGAAAAUCAUAUUUCAAGUGUCUGCAAACAGAUUUUCUGCCAAGGAAGCCUAUAGGCUGAUCUAUCGCACCUACCUCAAUGAUGGCUUCUUGAGUCUAUGGCGCGGGAACUCAGCCACGAUGGUCCGGGUGAUCCCAUACGCUGCCAUCCAGUUCUGUGCACAUGAAGAGUACAAGCAACUCCUGGGAAGCUACUACGGCUUUCAUGGAAAAACGUUGACUCCUUUGCCCAGAUUCAUUGCUGGCUCGCUGGCUGGUACGACAGCUGCCAUGUUAACCUACCCUUUGGACCUGGUGCGAGCUCGAAUGGCUGUCACGCCGAAGGAGAUGUACAGCAAUAUCCUCCAUGUCUUCAUCCGAAUCUCCCGGGAGGAGGGGCUGAAGACCUUGUACAGGGGCUUUGCGCCCACCAUCCUUGGGGUGAUCCCAUACGCCGGGCUUAGCUUCUUCACCUACGAGUCACUGAAGAAACUGCAUGCAGAUCACAGUGGGAGAGCCCAGCCAUACCCCCUGGAACGUCUCGCGUUUGGUGCCUGCGCAGGCUUGAUCGGCCAGUCGGCCUCCUACCCUCUGGAUGUGGUGCGCCGGCGAAUGCAGACGGCCGGGGUCAUGGGACACGUGUACGGUUCCAUCCUACCCACCAUGCGAGAGAUUAUAAAAGAAGAGGGACUAAUCCGAGGCUUGUACAAAGGACUCAGCAUGAACUGGGUCAAAGGUCCAAUCGCAGUGGGAAUAAGUUUCACGACCUUUGACCUUACCCAGAUCCUUCUCCGUAAAUUACAGAUCAGCACUAAUAUUGAAAGGUAGUAGCUUCAUUCCCAAAGUAUUACAGGGGAGAAGUACUCUGUGUGUGUGUGUGUGUGUGUGUGUGUGUGUGUCAAACACUAGCAUUGUCCCAUUUAAUUAGUGCUACCCCCUGCUGCUGAGAUUUUGCUUUUGUUUUGUUUGUUUUUUUAAUGAGCCUCUGAGUUAUCUCCAAACCCAGACAUGCAACUAACCUUCACUAAAUGGAAUUCUCCCUGUGGUUCUGGAUGACGGCAGAGCUGCCUUCUCUAGGGUAGCUGCCUCUGUCUUGUGUUUUAACUCUUUGAUGCAUACUAAGCUAUUGCUGGCUUCUCUCCUGGGCUCAUUGGGUUGAUGAGGUGGUAUGGAUUAUAGAAGAGGGGACGCCAUACUGCCUGGGUGGAGCUGGAAAUCCGGGAGGUGAAAGCUGUUCCUGCUACGCAGUUCUUAGUAACUACACAUCGGUAAGCACCCUGGCAAGCAGUAUUUCAGUCGGUCUGCAAUGAACUUCACAUGUGAGUUGAGAGGGUUAAUAGCCUUUGAAAUGGAACAUCCAGGAUUUAAGUUUUUUAUUUAAAAAUAAUUUUUUACUCCAGAAUUUGGAUGUGUGCUCAGUUCUGGUUUUACUUUGUGUUGAACAAAACAUUAUAAUGUCCCUCUAUAAAAUUACCAAGACUCGGAGUUCGAUCAACUUUCAAUCUGGAAUUCCUGUGCCUGCCAUCAGCACUGCCUGGAUUCAAUUCAGUGUUGCUUUCAGACUACUUUAAAAACCACCUUAUCUGGAGUUGUUGUAUUUUUAAAAACAGCAUUUUUGGAAGGAUUUAGCAAAUUGUAGUAUUAAGACUGGAGAUUAAGAGGGGGAAGUGUUACAUACUCAGUUUUUAAUGAAUUAUAUCCUUCAUUAUUGUGGUUGCUGCUUAAACUGCAAUGUGAGAAUAAACUCUGGUCAGGGUGGGCAGUGGCACACCUAUGAAUAACCUUUCAAGGUGGCUGUUUUGAAUGGGUUCAACCUCAUCUUUAUCUAAAGCUGUCGGCCCUGCUUUGGAACACCCUCUGUGUGCGAGCGCGCUCCAUAGGUCGUCACCUCAGCUGAUUAACUUUGAUUCCAUUAGCUUAUUCUAGAAUUGUACUGGACCAACUUGGCUCAUAGAAAAUAGGCUCGGUUAACCAAGAAUAAUGUAAUUGUCACCCACUGGGAAUCAUGCCAGGUGUGCCAGUCCUUCCCAGCUGCAAGGGUGAAAUGAACCGUAAGGCACCUUUGAGUGUGACAGUUCAACGCUGAUAAUAUUGUGGGAACAGAGCAUUGAGAGACUUGGAAGGGCGAGUGGCUUUAUUUUAAACUUGGAGCACAAGAGAGGUGGAAGAAAUUGUCCAGCCAUCUCUAAUGACCCCAAUGUCUCCCCCCUCCUAGGCAGUAUACCCCUCAAACACGCCUAUCUGUGUGGCAGGACUGCUGCUUGUGUGGAACAGAGAGGAAGCAGAGGGUGUAACUAGGUUGUAUUUAAAAUCUGUCCCUUCCUGACACAGAUGUUCAUUAUUGUUGCUCAAACCUUGUAUCAAGAGUUCAUUCGCCAGAAUGAAGAUAAUCGCAAUUGGUAAAAUUAAACCCCUCUUCUUCUUUAUUAUUAUUUUUUAAUAAUAGUCUUUGCACUCACUCUUUGGAGCAGAACGUGCCUCUAAUGCCAAAUAUUUUCCUAGUGAUUAAUGACAAGCACUUACUCUGGUCCUGGGUUCUUAAACCUCUUGUGGGAUUGGCCAGAGUCUCUAGAUACUGGAGUAUUGUUGUGCACAUUCUUCUGCUAGAAAGGGUAGUGUCAGUAUUGUGCCAACAGCAGGUGCACAGAUAGGACAUAACCUCUGUGAGAUGUCCUGACACUUCUGGCUUCAAGACGAUAUCCAGUGUAAACUCAAAGUCUCUGGUCACAUCAUCGAAGUACAAAGUAAUUCAAUUUUUAAAAGAUUUUUAAGAAACUGGAAACGCUUGUGACAAAUGAGACAAACGAGCCCAAAAAGAACAGCCCUUGCCAUUGGUGGGAGGGGAGUCCAGACAUCUGUUCAGCCAGCAUCCGGUGGGCGAAGUUCUUUAUAUUGGUGGCACGCACCUUUGCAGGAACUCUGAUGCUUUCCUUUCCCCAGUGGAAAAACUGGUUACUUCUUUGUCCCCAUUAUAUGAUGGGGCUCGGGGGGAGGGGAGGGAGUAUCAAGCUGGCAGCGUGACUCCCUGAAUGAAGAUCCCAUACCAGUGGCGUGUGUGUUAUUGUCUAAGCGCUAUCAGGCUCUCGAUGUGCGGAGGUUUCCCGUGUGGUGGGUGCAGCAUUGUGGUGCAUGGGAGCUGUGUGCACGCAAGAGGAGGCUGGUUUCCCUGGUCUGUGCUAUGGUCAGGGUUAGACCGCAUCCUGCUGGGCAGUGAAGUAACCACUAGAGGGGGGGUCGCCCAGCUCUGCAGGUAGCAAAUGAGCUGCACCUGCCAUUCAAAGGUGGACUCUCGUUUAGGGGCCUGAUCCUGUGUGCUGAAGCCCCUCAGCCCACCACCGCAGUUGGCAGCAGUGGUGUGUGCUCAGUUCCUUGUAGGACCCUGGCUCUGGCAAAAGGGGGUGCAUCUGCGGGGAAAGCCCCAGACUCGGAGAUGGAACUGAGUUGGGAGCAUGAGUCCUUCUGAGACAUCUUCCCUGCAUCAAUAGUCUUCCCCCUCAACCCAUUGUAUUAAAUGUGAGCACUGGUCUGGAGAGAGACUGGAACCAAGAAGUCCUGAUGGGCUUGUAGCCUUCAGUCACAUAACUCCUGGGGGGUGCCCACUUGGAUAGGAGUGAGACCAGUGCAAGGGUGGCGAGAUUUGUCUAUCUAGAAGCCUGGGGUAUCUGUACCAAAAACUCCAAGGAGAGAAGUGAGACUCUAGGGAAGUGUCAGUGUGGAAGUGCUGGACCCAGAGAGGUGAAAGGGUGGGGUUUUUUGUUAGCACUGCAGCUAAUUUAAAAAUCUCUUAGACAAACCUUUUUACCAACUGUGUUUAGUCGAGAAGCAGACCUGAUUUCAGUCUAAUUACGUUAGCAGUUGUCUUUGGUUUCUUGAACAAAAGAGUUCUUAAAAUAAGUGUGUGUGUGUGUGUGUGUGUACAUUUUAAAUAGCUCGUUUCCCCCUGUUGGAAUGUACAGGGGGGAAACCCAAAAAGCUUAAUUCUUUUACUUUCUUGCAUAAAUAAAAACUUGUUCCAAAUCUGCUGCCUGAAAUGAGGGACCCUGAAGCUUCUCUAGCAUGCUGGGUAGGAGGGGAUGGUGCCACUGUGUCUAAUGGAAUGACCUUCAGUUUGCUUCAGGAAUCUUCCACGAGUAUAUUCUGUAUCGCUCAAAAAGGAGACCAGUCCCGUGUAAAUCUUCUCUCUUCCCCUCCCAUUUCUCUGGAAUUGUUGACCAUCUGAUCCCAAAUUAUGCGACUCUUUUUUUUAAAUGGUCAGCUAUUUUACUAUGAUAAUUAGCAGCCAAACGCUAUUAACUUGCAUUUCCUUCUCUUCCACUCCCCUCUACCAUGGUCUAGUGCCCUGGGUCCACCAUGGGCUAUUCGGCGAAGGCAGGUCUGAUUUGAGAAUAGCUAAACUGGCACAAGUGCAGGAUUGAUGUUGGGUUCCCAGAACAGUCCAGCGUCAGAACCCUCCUUGUCGAAUGCAGGGGUGAGAGGUUUCAUUUCUAAUGAGGAUUAGAUACCAGGGAUGUGUGUUCCUUUGGAAAGUCCUUGAGUAUCGUUUGUCCAGUGUGACUCCUUCCCCUUUCCCACUGGAUGUGAAAUGGCAGCUCCUCCCAGUGCUUGUGCCUAGCUCUUUGGCUGUGACGGUCCCUGCGAGGCAUGCAGUGGAGUGGGAAUAUCCAUUGAAACUUUCAUGGUAUAUUUUUAGAAGCCCAGUCCAGCAGCUGAUCUGAGGAAAUGCUGGUACAUCUGUAGCUCCAUCUGACAUCCAUGGACCUGGCAGUGCUUAAGUAUUACAGGUCUUGCACUGUGGUUGCUUUAACCCAGAAGCAGUCAGAAGAAAUUUUUUUAACAAGAAGUGCUUGAUAAAUGGACUUUGGUGCUACCAUGCAAUCUGAGAAGUCUGUGGCAUCCGGCAUUGGUGGCAAAGGGGAAGCGAAAUAUUGGAGAUCAUAGAAUCCUAGAAUAUCAGGGUUGGAAGGGACCUCAGGAGGUGUCUAGUUCAACCCCCUACUCAAAGCAGGACCAAUCCCCAACUAAAUCAUCCCAGCCAGGGCUUUGUCAAGCCUGACCUUAAAAACUUCUAAGGAAGGAGAUUCCACCACCUCCCUAGGUAACGCAUUCCAGAGCUUCACCAUCCUCCUAGGAAACCACUUUCACUAAUAUCCAACCUAAACCUCCCCCACUGCAACUUGAGACCAUUACUCCUUGUUCUAUCAUCUGCUACCACUGAAAACAGUCUAGAUCCAUCCUCUUUGGAACCCCCUUUCAGGUAGUUGAAAUCAGCUAUCAAAUCCCCCCCUCAUUCUUCUCUUCCCCAGACUAAAUAACCCCAGUUUCCUCAGCCUCUCCUCAUAAAUCAUAAGAGAUGAGUAAAAGUUGCAUGAAAAACAGUAAAUACCUGAAUGUAGUUACUUAAUUCUUAUCUUAGGGCUAAUGUGGUAUGUUUUGGGCUCAGUCCAUGGCUUGGAGCCAGAAAUGGAAAAGACUUGAUUUAUUAAACGGUUUUUUCAUUGAAAUGUCUGGUUCCUCCUGCCCACCCUGUAUCCUUUAAUGCCACGUUAUGCAGGGACUCUUGUUGACUGUCUAUGCACGGAGCACAAAUGCCUUUUGUAAAGAUGUUCUCGCCCAUUAAUGUGUGUCAAACUUGACUGUUUUCCUUUGGUCUGGAGUUCUAUUUUAAUGCAGUGAUGACACUUGUAUAAUGUUUAUAUAUAUAUUUUAAAAUUGGUGCCAAGAGAGGAGUAUAUUUAAUAAAAAAUUAACUGACUCUCUG
Molecule: messenger RNA, 6277 nt
Organism: Dermochelys coriacea (leatherback sea turtle)
Lineage: Eukaryota; Metazoa; Chordata; Testudines; Dermochelyidae
Gene: SLC25A42
Product: solute carrier family 25 member 42
Exons: 8
Coding region: 325-1347 (340 amino acids)
Biological process (GO): transmembrane transport
Source: RefSeq, a predicted model, not a curated record